GAAAUAAAAUGUCCCUAAAUUUAUCGAUUGAUCACACUAACCUAAAAGUGUUGUUUCUAUUGUCAAACGCGCAGUAAAGUCCAAAUAAAAAUACGUUUAAUAACAAUAAUGAUAAGUGAAACCAAGUGUCUAAUACUUAGUAGGAGGAGUAUGCUCAUAUUUUAGCAAAAAUACUGGAAAAUAAGCCAAAUAAAGAAAAUUCUCCAAUAUGGCUACUAAUAAUGUAGGCAUUGACUGGAUGGGUAGUCUUGGUGUAGUAGAUUUUGAGACCUCUUCAAAUACUGUUUCUGAACAACAGCAAAGCACUACCUCUGGUAUGAACCAAUAUGAACAAAUGGAUAGGGCUAAUACAAGUGCAACCUUAAAGAGGAAUCCAAAAAUGGAAUUAUCAAAAAAUGAUUUACUUAAACUUGUAACUUAUUUCGAAGGAGAAAUUCAAGCUAGAGACAUUGCCAUAGCUGCACUUAAGUCUGAAAAAUUAAAGCAAGUAGUAAAUGUAGGAAGGUACAGACCGGCAGUAAUGUCGGAUCCAUAUACAGCGUUACUGAGAGAUAGUAUAGCUGAUGGACCUACUGCUAAGCCUCCAGUGAGUGAAAAAGAAAUGGCGCAGGCAGCUGAACAGCAGCUUCAAGCUUUAGAACAGUUAGUUUUGCAGCAAAGAUGGGCGCAUCAACAUAUGAUUAGUAUUUUAAAAGAGGCAGAAAAUAAACAUAAAAAGGUAAUUCAAGAAUUAGAAGAAGAGAAAUGUAAACACGAACAUGAUACAGCUCAGGGAGAUGAUAUUACAUAUGGUUUAGAGAUGGAACGAACACGUUUGCGGCAAGAGUUGGAAAUGGAGAGAAACGCUAGAAAAAAAUUAGAAAAAGAAGUCAAAAGGCAAGUGGAAAUGGCCGAUGAGGAAAGAGCAAGACAAAAACAAAUAGUUCUACUUUUACUAGCGGAAAGGAAGAAGAUUAUUGUUAAAUAUAUUGAAGAAAGGAAGAGAAGCGAAGAUUUGGCUCAGAUUUUAUCCGAAGAAAAGUCACGAAUUGACACGAUGGCUGAGGGAUUAGAAGAAGAAAGUAAAAAGUCGCUACAAAUGGAAGCUGAACUUGAGAAACAAGUAUAUGUUUACGAAAAUGAUAAGAAAACCUUAAAAACUCAGUUAACUGCAAAAGAACUUAGAUGCCAAGAAUUAGAAGCAGAAUUAUUAAGAGUUAAAGCAGAAUGUGAGGCUUUACGGAACAGAGCCUCAUUACCUAGUGACGGUGCGUCUCCUAUGAUAAGUAGUGUGGCUAAAGUUGUACAACCCACUGCAACAGUUUCUAGUGUACCUGUCUCUGGCCCUACCACUGGAAUUGCUCAGUCAGUCACCCCGGGACAAGCCCUUAGACAAACUGCUACAUCAGCUACAACUACUCUAACUGCAAAGGUAAAUCCAACACCAGUAGCAGUACCAAAUCAGAUAUCUUCCCAGGCUUCCACGGUGCGUACCCCCCCAAAAGGUGCAGCUUUCCAUCCCCAGUUUCAAACGGGGUCAACAGCUCCCCAGACACCUCCUAAGAAAAGUUCAGUGUCUGCCAGAGGUGUUCCACCACCCAUACCUCCAAAUAAACCAGUCAUCCCUAGUAAAACGGCAACUGCCAGGAGGCCUGAUAGUGCAGAAUCAGAGAAAAAAAAAACAAACGUACCUCUUAAAGACGGAGAACCUGUUCGAUCCGGGCAGGGCAUAGAAAUGUUGGGACAAGAAUUAGCCGACUUUCAACAAAUGUUUGUGACAAUGGCAACUAGCAAUAAUACUUAAAAUAUCAGUAGUUUCUCGAUCGUUUAGUAAAAUGUAUGUAACUGAGGUUUGGAUGGAGAAAAGUUAUAGGUAGCUUCACUUAAUUUAUUUAAAUGAUUGUAGGAAGAUUUUUUUUAAACUCGAACAUAAAUUUAAAGAAAGCUGUUUUGUUAUGUACUUCAUUUUGUGUAUUUUUUUUUAUUUCAAUACCUUUUUUUUAUUAUAAAUGAAUAUUUUUUAAUGUAAUAUUAUUGAAAUGUAUAUAGUAAAAUUGUAAUUAGGAAAAUCUAAAAAAUAUGAUUAGGAGCAAAGAAAAUGAACCAGUAGCCAAAAAAUUAAUCAUAGGUUUAUCAGUUUUUAUAUUUAUUUUUUUUUACAUUAUGACCGAUAAGUGGAAGUUGUAAUUUAUUUAAUUAAAUUUACUAAGUAUUGCUUUAGGCAAUCUCGUGUUAAAGUAAAUUUCCUACAGACCUAGAAAUUAAGUUUAAAAUUUAAGUAUUAUGAAGAUACUUAAUUAUUUGCAUUUCUUUUUUUUUUCUUCAUAAAAUAUGUAUACUUAAGGUGUAGACUGUGAUUACUUAAAUUGACCCAGUAUAAAAUGCAGAUUAUACUUAAGAAAAUUUUACUAUAAGGUACAAGUAUAAAGUUUUAAUUUGUUUUUCAGAUACUCUUGGAUAAAUAUUUCUCGUAUUUGAAAAUAUAACAAGCAUUUUGAUGGUAUUUAGAAAUAUUUUCUACUUGUAAUCUCUGCUAUCAUAAAAUUUAUAUUUUGGCGUUAGAAAAUAAUUUUAGGAAUGGGUUAGAAAUAUAAUUAGUUGCAUAAAGCAUUAUCCAGAUAACACUGACGUAUUUGCAAACCUACUGCAAAUUAUUACUAAUGAAUAUAUUAGGGUGGCCCAAAAAAACGAAUUUUUUUUUUUAGUGUCUCUUGUGAAAAUAUGUUAGUUUAUCAUGUUU
Messenger RNA from Anoplophora glabripennis (Asian longhorned beetle), 2719 nucleotides. RefSeq lists its product as uncharacterized. The coding region runs from base 209 to 1783 and encodes 524 amino acids. Lineage: Eukaryota; Metazoa; Arthropoda; Insecta; Coleoptera; Cerambycidae. The transcript has 8 exons. The record is from RefSeq and is a predicted model, not a curated record.